Messenger RNA from Spea bombifrons (plains spadefoot toad), 833 nucleotides. RefSeq names its product YjeF N-terminal domain containing 3 (gene YJEFN3). The coding region runs from base 34 to 774 and encodes 246 amino acids. The transcript is spliced from 6 exons. Lineage: Eukaryota; Metazoa; Chordata; Amphibia; Anura; Pelobatidae. Gene Ontology annotation, molecular function: NAD(P)HX epimerase activity. The record is from RefSeq and is a predicted model, not a curated record. Gene Ontology annotation, cellular component: mitochondrion.
GAGACACACUGAGAUAGCCACAAUCCAGGGAAAAUGAGCAACUCCGGAUUUGAAAACAAAGAUACAGAAGAAGCUUUACGGUACAUCAGUAAAAAAGAAGCAGAUGCUCUAGAGAAAGAGUUGCUGGAGGAUUACCGUUUUGGAAAACAGCAGCUUAUCGAGAUACUGGGACACAACUGUGCCAUGGCAGUUACCAAGGCUUUCCCUUUGCGAACACUGCCUAGAAAGCAGCCAACAAUACUGGUGAUCUGUGGUCCAGAGCAAAAUGGGGCUAUUGGCUUGGUAUGUGCCCGACAUCUGCGUACUUAUGAUUAUGAACCUACAAUCUUCUACCCUAAAAGGUCGCUAGACAACCUUUACAAGGACUUCACCAUUCAAUGUGAAAAAAUGGACAUCCCUUUUCUAUCCUACCUUCCCACAGAAGUGCAGUUAAUUAAUGAUGCAUAUAAUUUAGUAGUGGACGCAGUGCUGGGGAUAGAAGCAGAAUCUGAAGAAGUGAAAGAACCGUAUUACAGCAUUUUGGGGACCUUGAAACAGAUAAGAAUUCCUAUAAUCAGCCUGGAUAUUCCAUCAGGUUGGGAUGCUGAGGCCAGGAAUCCUGAUGGUUUGAACCCUGAUGUCUUGAUCUCAUUGGUGGCACCCAAGAAAUGUGCUCUCCAGUAUUCUGGGAAACAUCACUUUGUUGCAGGAAGGUUCCUACCAUAUGACAUACAGAAGAAAUAUGACCUCAACCUACCAAAGUAUCCUGGGACAGAGAGUGUGGUGCAGCUUUAGAAAGACAAACCUGCUUUCUGAAUUUAAAUCUGUCAAUAAAUUUAAACAUUUUGUGUAUA